CGGCGGCGGAGCGGGGCGGCGGCGGCUGUGGAGACACCAACAAAUGGAACACAAAUUGACUUAAGCCUACGUGAGGCUGGUGACACCGAAUAAAGGGGAAAUUGGGGGAGCUGUGCUCUGUGCUUUCUUUCUGACGUAAUGGGAGUACAUAUUUGAGCAUGCUUGCUACUUAGCAGGAGAACUAAAGUUCAGGCACAAGAGGUUUUAAACUUAAAGAGUGAACAUGGGUGAAAAGAAGCCAGAACCUUUGGACUUUGUAAAAGACUUUCAGGAAUAUCUUACACAGCAGACUCACCAUGUAAAUAUGAUUUCUGGAUCAGUUAGUGGAGACAAGGAAGCGGAGACUCUUCAGGGAGCUGGGACCGAAGGUGAUCAGAAUGGUCUGGAUCAUCCUUCUGUUGAAGUUUCACUGGAUGAAAACUCAGGAAUGUUAGUGGAUGGGUUUGAAAGGACAUUUGAUGGAAAAUUAAAGUGUCGAUACUGCAACUAUGCCAGCAAAGGAACAGCACGGCUCAUAGAGCAUAUCAGAAUUCAUACAGGGCAAGGAGAUCCAAGACCUGAGUGUGGUUUUGCUCAGAAGCAUGGUGAGGAAGCAUGGCAAAGGGCUAAGACAUGGAUUGCAUGGACUAUAAAAGCUCAGAGUGAGAAGCCACACAGAUGCCAUUUGUGCCCCUUUGCAUCAGCUUAUGAACGCCAUCUGGAAGCACACAUGCGAUCACAUACCGGUGAAAAACCGUACAAGUGUGAGUUGUGUUCCUUCCGCUGCAGUGACAGAAGCAACUUAUCUCACCACCGGAGGCGCAAACAUAAAAUGGUGCCUAUCAAGGGUACAAGGUCUUCCCUAAGCAGCAAGAAAAUGUGGGGGGUUUUGCAGAAGAAGACCAGCAACUUGGGGUACAGCAGAAGAGCAUUAAUUAAUUUGAGCCCACCUUCCAUGGUGGUUCAGAAACCGGACUACCUUAACGAUUUUACUCAUGAAAUCCCAAAUAUCCAGACUGAAGCAUAUGAGAGCAUGACAAAACCAUCCCAGAGCAGCGGGUUGCCAAGAGAUCCACAAGACCUUAUGGUAGAUAAUCCUUUAAACCAGCUAUCUACGCUAGCCGGACAGUUAUCUAGCUUGCCGCCUGAAAACCAAAAUCCAGCCUCUCCCGAUGUUGUUUCCUGUCAAGAUGAAAAGCCUUUCAUGAUACAGCAGCCUACUGCACCUGCAGUCGUUUCAGCUGUGUCAGCAAAUAUUCCUCAAAGUUCAUCUCCAACCAGCCCUGAUCCCCGGCCCACACACAAUCAGAGGAACUACAGCCCGGUGGCAGGGCCGAGCAGCGAUCGCAGUGCCCACACCAGUACUCCCAGUAUAAGCAACAGCCAACCAAGUACUCCAGCUCCCACCCUGCCGGUUCAGGACCCUCAGCUUCUGCAUCACUGCCAGCACUGUGACAUGUACUUUGCGGACAAUAUCCUUUAUACGAUUCACAUGGGGUGUCACGGAUUUGAAAAUCCCUUUCAGUGCAACAUAUGCGGGUGCAAGUGUAAAAAUAAGUAUGACUUUGCUUGCCAUUUUGCAAGAGGACAACAUAAUCAACAUUGAGAACAUGCUUUCGUUUAUUUUUUUUUUUAACAUAUGACAAUAUAUUUUUCAUACUUGCUGAAGGAAAGCUUGCACGUUCCCAUAAGGAAUCUUCACGUUAAACAAUUGGAAAAAGGAGGCAAACCUAUUUCUUUGUUGUCAUAAAACUUGCCAGAGGAGUUUUGUAUAACAUGUGGUUGUUAUUUUAUAUGCAGCCUUUCAAAAAAAAAAAAAAAAGGAAAAAGCAAGUGAAGGUGUUACAAGAGUUGGAAUGCAUUAAGUUGUUGUGGUUGCUAAAUUUAAGUUGCUUGCACUUAAAAUCCCAAUAAACAUUCUACAGCUGUAGAAGCAGAGCACGUGUCCCGAAUGGAUGCAAUUAUGAGAUUAUUUACUAGGCAA
Oxyura jamaicensis (ruddy duck) is the source of this 1963-nucleotide messenger RNA. It is a transcript of the gene IKZF5, whose product is annotated as IKAROS family zinc finger 5. The record is from RefSeq and is a predicted model, not a curated record. The transcript is spliced from 7 exons. Gene Ontology annotation, molecular function: RNA polymerase II cis-regulatory region sequence-specific DNA binding; DNA-binding transcription factor activity. Lineage: Eukaryota; Metazoa; Chordata; Aves; Anseriformes; Anatidae. Bases 224 to 1585 code for a protein of 453 amino acids. Gene Ontology annotation, biological process: regulation of transcription by RNA polymerase II.